GCCAUCUACAUCUAGUUACCCAGAAGAUUGUUCAACUUUUGAACUUGCACCAAGACCUCUCGCGGCUGCUCAUACACAGCGCCAACCAUGUCAAGCAUACUACCUGCAUUUUCCGGUCCUGUCACUCAGCCCCUAGCCAAGCGGGCUCAAAAGUCCGACGGUUCUAUCUUCAUCAAGCAUGGAACGCGCCACGAAAUUCAGAGAGAAGUGGACGCUAUCUUCUUCAUUCAGCGCAACACAUCGAUCCCUGUGCCUACAGUGAUCGAAUCGCAUAUCCAGGAGAGUGACAGUUGGUUUUCUAUGGUCCUCAUUCCGGGGUUGCCUCUGACUGAUACCUGGACGCGCAUGAGCGAAGAAGCGCAAGCAACGACGCAACGGGAUCUCACCAAAUACCUUAGUGAGUUACGGGCUAUCCAGGCUCCAGAGACUACCUUUAUCGGAUCUUGUCUUGGUGGACCAGCUUAUGAUCAUCGUCUGAACAACGGUCUUCCUUGCGGUCCUUUCACCUCGGUGUCUGAAUUUCACAAUUUCCUUGUCACGCCCGUCAAACGAUGUCCUCGCCCUGAACUCGCAGUAUCUUAUCGCCAACAACUAGCCGACAAUUACAAGGUCAUGUUUACGCACGCAGACCUGUGUGGGGAUCAUAUUCUCGUUGAGCCGUCCACUGGAAAGAUCACUGGGAUUAUCGAUUGGGAGAUGGCUGGUUGGUGGCCAGAAUAUUGGGAGUAUACUAAAUCUUUGUUUGGGAACAGGUAUAUGCAAUGGUGGAAAGUACUUGUAGGGGAAGUCUUGGAUCAUUUUCUGGCCGAACUACAGAUUGAGUGUAUUCUCCAGCAAUUCUGAACCUCGAAGCCCUCUCGCCUAAACAUCAUCUACAUGCCUUCUAGUCAGAACUACUUGUCCUCUCGAAGCCAAUAUCUAAUAACAUUGUUCUGAUACUCCUCCCCAAUGAAUCCCUCCUGCCGAAGCCAUUCCAAGACACUCAAACUCCAGUCUUGAUAGUUCCAAUUCGAAGAUUCAAUAUUCUUAAUAGGCGCAGCUG
Molecule: messenger RNA, 1042 nt
Organism: Bipolaris sorokiniana ND90Pr
Lineage: Eukaryota; Fungi; Ascomycota; Dothideomycetes; Pleosporales; Pleosporaceae
Exons: 1
Coding region: 88-843 (251 amino acids)
Source: RefSeq, a predicted model, not a curated record